Messenger RNA from Sturnus vulgaris (Common starling), 1138 nucleotides. Its product is annotated as lysoplasmalogenase TMEM86A-like. Gene Ontology annotation, cellular component: membrane. Gene Ontology annotation, molecular function: hydrolase activity. Lineage: Eukaryota; Metazoa; Chordata; Aves; Passeriformes; Sturnidae. The record is from RefSeq and is a predicted model, not a curated record.
AUGGUGUCCCCGGUCACCGUGGCGAAGAGUGAAGGCCCCAAACUGGUCCCCUUCUUUAAAGCCACUUGUGUCUAUUUUGUUCUUUGGCUGCCAACUUCCAGCCCAUCCUGGUUCAGUGCCCUCAUUAAAUGUCUGCCCAUCUUUUGCCUGUGGGUUUUCCUCCUGGCUCAUGGGAUUAACUUCUUAGUGUCACACCGGAGUGCCAGCUGCAUCCUAGCAGGACUCAUAUUCUCAGCAGUGGGAGAUGCCUUUCUCAUCUGGCAGGAGCAGGGCUACUUCAUUCAUGGUCUGCUGAUGUUCUCCAUCACACACAUCCUGUACUCUUCAGCCUUUGGCAUGAAGCCUUUGGACCUCAAAGCCGGCUUGCUGAUGGGCGUUGUUUCCAGCUCCUGCUAUGCCUUCCUGUACUCCUACCUCUCGGGCCCCUUCACCUACCUGGUGGCCGUCUACAUCGGCCUAAUCGGCUUCAUGGGCUGGUGGGCGGUGACGGGCGUGCAGCUGUGCAAUGACCUGUGGACGUGGACCAAGCUGUCGGCCUGCGUGGGUGCCAUGCUCUUCAUGGUGUCGGACCUCACCACCGCGCUCAACGAGUUCUGCUUCCCUGUGCCCUACUCGCGCUUGAUCAUCAUGGCCACCUACUACGCCGCCCAAAUGCUGAUUGCGCUGUCGGCCGUGGAGACCAGAGAGGAAGAGGACUUCAGGGAGAGGAGCUAGGUGGAGUGCCAAUAGUCUGUGAACACAUGGGUUGUGUCUCAGGUGCUGUAGCUGCAUUCGCCCCUGAGAGAGAUUGCCAUUUCUCUAGGCACACUGGUGUUGAUUUUGCUUCUUUGAAGCAUUACCUUUGGGAAUUACUUUUUUUUUUAAUUGGCUUUCUCUGAAUACAGCUUACUUCAGUGUGGCGUCCCCAUCAGAAUGCUUAGACUGUCCCUCCAAUAGCUACUCAUUCAAAUUUUUCUCCUUGGAAGUGCUCUACUACUGCAUUUUGCUUGUAAGUCUUGAAAUUGAUGCUGAAUGUCUGGGAAGAGGAGGUCUGGUGGAAAGGAGGUUUGGCCAUGAACUGUGCUAAAAGGCUUGCUCCCGACUGUAGGCAGACAAGCACAGAUCUCUGCUAAAGUCAUAGGUAAAAGUUAAUUUAACC